Messenger RNA from Naegleria lovaniensis, 3045 nucleotides. RefSeq lists its product as uncharacterized. The record is from RefSeq and is a predicted model, not a curated record. Lineage: Eukaryota; Heterolobosea; Eutetramitea; Acrasida; Naegleriidae. Gene Ontology annotation, cellular component: cytoplasm. The transcript has 8 exons. Gene Ontology annotation, molecular function: protein serine/threonine kinase activity; protein binding; ATP binding. Gene Ontology annotation, biological process: protein phosphorylation. The coding region runs from base 1 to 3045 and encodes 1014 amino acids.
AUGAACUUUAGCAGUCCAUUCAUUGAUUCGUCACCAACACGAGGUUCUGGUUCGAGAGAUUUUGAUAUUUUUGAUGCCAUUGAAAAACGAGAUUUGCAAUUGGUGGAUAAAUUUCUGAAUAUUGGAAAAAACAAAAUUGAAGAUGUAUAUAGUAAUUCGAGUAAGAUGAUGUCACUGGAGGGUUAUACUCCAUUAGCACUUGCUUGUCAACUCGGUGCUGUAGACAUUGUAGAAUAUUUAUUGAAAAAAGGAGCAAAUCCAAACAAAUUUAUUCGACAAAUGACAGAUUGUUUUUAUGUCAUUCAUGUCGCUUGUAAGGGUGGAAAUAUUGAUGUCAUUACCCUUCUAGAAAAGUACAAUGUGAAAAUGGAAGUGAAAACAACCUUUGACGAAGAGACGCCUCUCUAUACUUCUGUGAAAGAACGACAAUAUGAAGUGUUGAAACAUUUAUUAGAAAUGGGAAUGAGAGAUAAUUAUACCAACAGGAAUGGAAGAUGUAUACACACAUGUUGCGAAAUGAUUGGAAAAUCCAGCAAAAAUCCAAAAGCAGAAUUACAAAUUAAUACUGAAAACAAAAUUUUGUCACUCUUACUGAGAUAUCAUUCGACCAACUAUAUGGAUGAUUAUGCCAAUGCAAAAACAAAAGAACCAAAAGCAGAUUCGAGUAACAAGGAAUUGCAACGAAAAUUAUUGGCUGAACGAUCGCCAUUGCUCAUUUUAACACAACUCGACGCUCCCAGUGAAAGUAUUGAAUUGCUCAUUGAGAAGAAUGCAGAUGUGAAUUAUGCGCAUCCGGACACACUCAUGACUCCUCUUCACUAUGCAUGUCUUAAUAAUAAUGAAAAAGUGGUUAAAACUUUACUCCUUCAUGGUGCCAACAAACUUGCCAUAAGCACUUCGAAUCAUUUACCUGGAGAUUUAACACGAAAUAAGAACAUUGUUGAAAUGUUAAACAAAUUUUCGAGAUUUGAUACCAUUAUUGAAAAUGCAAAACGAAUUGAAAAAUUGAGAAUUAUCGAUGAUAUUUUACAUCAACGAUCGAUACCCGAAGAAAAGGUCGAGGCCUUCGCUCAGGCCCUAGAAUACAUGAAACUAUUCAAGAUUGAUAAAUUCGAACAAGAAAUGUUGAACACAGCCACCGAGUUGAGAACCUUCUUUACAAAUUACUUGGUAGAAGCUGCAGAACAUGAAAACAAGGAUGCCAUUCGAUUUUUAAUCAAACGCUACGAUGUUGACAUUAAUCAAUUGACAGUUAAGGGUGUGAAAAGUGCAGAAUCCAUAGAAUUUGCAAGACAAUGUUAUCUUGAAAAGAAGGAGAAAAUUUUAGCGAUUGUUUACAAUGGUCAGACAUAUUCAUUCAAAUAUACCUCCUCAACUUCUGAGUUUGAAUUGAGAAAUUUCAUUAAUCAGAAAAUCAUUAAGAACAGAAUUGUGACCAUGAGAGAAAUUCGAUUUGAAUACACUUUGAACUCGAAAGUGUUAUGGGCUACAACAAGUGAACUUUUUAGACAAAUGAUGUCUGAUGCGUAUAAGAGUGGAGAAGAAGUUUUCAGAGUGACUCUUGAAUACAAAAUGGAAGAUUGGACAGAGAUCAGAGAAUUGGGAAGAGGUCAAUUUGGAUGUGUCAUGCUUUGUAUCGACCACAAUGACAAGACUCUCUUUGCACUAAAAGUAAUUGAUUGCUCCAAGAUUAAGAGAGAGCUCGAUGUAUACAAGAAAGACAAAGUGAAACAUGAAAAUAUUGUACAAUAUUUUGAUUACAAGUCUGGUAAUGGAAAAUAUUAUAUCAAGAUUCAAUAUUUACCAGGAGGUAAUUUAUUUGAACUAGUGAAUCAUCUCGAAGUGGCCCAUAAUAGACAUCUUACCAUGCAUCGACUUGCAUUGUACACUCGACAAUUAUUAUCUGCGGUAGACUAUUUACACAAAAAUCAUAUUUAUCACUGUGACAUCAAACCUCACAAUAUACUCAUAGAAACGACAGAUUGUAUUAAAUUAGCAGAUUUUGGUGAAGCUAAUCCAGAAGGCACUACACUCAAUCACGAAUUUGGAACCAUUAUUUAUUUGCCACCAGAGGUCAUUAAGGCAAGUCAUGUAACCAUUGACUAUUCCAUUGACAUUUGGAGCAUUGGAGUGACUGUUUUACAGCUCUAUCUCGGUGGUAAAAAUCCCUAUGAACUCAUUCCAAACUUUCUCGAAACAUAUCAGCAAUCUGCAAGCAAGCAAAUUACUCUUCAAAAGUUAAUUGUACAAUAUGGAUAUCAACUUGUAGAAUAUUUACCUUCUUCAUGUGACAGUUCACUGAAAGCAUUCUUAAAAAAGUGUCUCAAAAACAAAGGACGACCAACCACAGAAUCACUUCUUUCACACCCAUUUCUGAAAAAGUACUAUUACUCUGAUUCGCAAAACAUUGGAUUUGAUUUUUCACAAGAGACUGGAUUUCUCCUUCAAUAUCUCAACGAGAGACAACACGGAGCCAAGAAGGAAGAACAAAAUGCUCCACAACUCAUUGAAAAUCAAAGUUCAGUGACACUUUCAAGUAAUCAUGUCACACGACGAGGCAGUAGCAUUAUUGCCUUUUCGAAAAAAGUUCCAGAAUUUGAUGACUCGAGCAACCAUCCUUUCACACCCAAAAUGACAAGCAAAUUAAGUGGUCAUAUUGCCACACCAUCGUCGUCGUCAUCGUCUGGACGUCAUCAUUCAGCUACUUCUUCAACGUCUACCAGUGGUCACAACAAUGGUAAUAACAAACAUAUUCCCAAUUCUUCUCCUUCUAUCCACACAUCAAAUACUAUGAAUGGAUCAGUGUCAUCACCAAUUAUAUCAUUGAAUGGAAAUAUGAUGAAUGGAAUGAAUAAUAAUGGACUUGAUAUUGGAAUCACUGCCUCACCGAAUCUUAAUGGAACACCAACGAGUACACAUUCUGAUAAUUUCUAUUCCAAAUCACCAUUAAUUGAACCUGGAGCUGAAGAUGAACAAAUGAGAUUAUUAGAUGACAUAUUUGAGAAUAUUAUGAAAAAGAAUAAUAUUUUUGAUGAAAUGCUUUAA